CUGUGUUCGCCUCUCAUUCUCCACGGUGACCGUUGAUCUUGAAUCAUGUCUGGACGUGGCAAACAAGGUGGUAAAGCUCGCGCCAAGGCCAAGACUCGCUCUUCGCGGGCAGGACUCCAGUUCCCCGUGGGUCGAGUGCACCGCCUUCUCCGCAAGGGUAACUACGCCGAGCGGGUCGGGGCCGGGGCCCCAGUGUACCUGGCGGCGGUGCUGGAGUACCUGACGGCCGAGAUCCUGGAGCUGGCGGGCAACGCGGCCCGGGACAACAAGAAGACCCGCAUCAUCCCGCGUCACCUGCAGCUGGCCAUCCGCAACGACGAGGAGCUCAACAAGCUGCUGGGCAAAGUCACCAUCGCUCAGGGUGGUGUCCUGCCCAACAUCCAGGCCGUGCUGCUGCCCAAGAAGACUGAGAGCCACCACAAGACUAAGUAAAGAACCAA
Bubalus bubalis (water buffalo) is the source of this 440-nucleotide messenger RNA. RefSeq names its product histone H2A type 1-J. The transcript has a single exon. The record is from RefSeq and is a predicted model, not a curated record. Gene Ontology annotation, molecular function: DNA binding; structural constituent of chromatin; protein heterodimerization activity. The coding region runs from base 46 to 432 and encodes 128 amino acids. Gene Ontology annotation, cellular component: nucleosome. NCBI's taxonomy places the organism in Eukaryota, Metazoa, Chordata, Mammalia, Artiodactyla, Bovidae.